CACUGCUUUGUGUCUCUCAGCAAGAAUUCCUGUAGCAGGUUUUCACACCCAGCAGUUGGCUUCCAGUUGAAUUAGUCUCUGAUGUUUGCAGCAGAGUGACAUCAUGGCAACUGCAGCAAUAGAUGAUCUGCCUCCUUUGAAGCGCAGUAGCAUCUUGGAAUUACUGCCACCUUACAUGUCUGAGCUGAGGGUUGUUCUGCUGGGGAACAGCUGGUCUGAGAGGAGUUCAGUGGGGAACUUGAUACUGGGAGAGACUGUGUUCAACAACGCACCUGAAUGUUGUUUGAAAAUCAGUGGACAGUUGAAGGAGAAAAAAGUAGUUGUCGUCAACACUCCAGAUCUGCUGCAUCCCAACAUCUCUCAACACGAACUGACAGAACAUGUAGAAAAGUGUGUGAGAUCCUCUGCUCCUGGACCUCAUGUGUUCCUGCUGGUUCUACAGCCUGAAGGCUUCACUGAAGAACACAAACUGAGACUCUACAGAGUCCUUCAACUCUUCAGUGAUCAAUCAUUUGAUCAUUCAUUGGUGCUGAUCUCACCACCCAGAGAGGAGAGUUCAGCUUCCAUGGAAACAUACAUGGAACAGCCUCCAUUAAAAGACCUGAUCAGAAAAUGUAGGUACAGAUACUUGAAGAAGAAGAACCUUGAUCACUCAGAGCUGUUAACACGUUUGGGUCAAACUGCAAAGGAGAACAACGGAAAGCAUGUGACCUAUGAACCAUUUGAAGACAUCACAUCUACUUUACCAGUUGAUCAUCAAAGCCAAAAACAGAAGGUUUCUAUCAUAGAAACUGUUAAAACUACUGGGAUUACAGCGAAAACCCCUGCACAACUCCCAGAGGAAAACCCUGUGACUCACACAUCUGCAUUUAGGAUUGUGCUGCUGGGAAAAAGAGAGGACAAACAGACAAAAAUUGGUAACUUUAUAAUCGGGAACCCAAUUUUUCAUUACCAAAAAACUUCCCCAACCAGGCAAUGUGUGGCCAACUGUGGAGAGUGGAGAGGAAAACCAUUAACGGUUGUGAAAACUCCAGACAUGUUCAGUCUGUCUGAGGAGAACUUGAGAAGAGAGGUGAAGAACUGUGUGACUCUUUGUCCUCCUGGACCAAAUGUUCUGCUGCUGUUAGUGAACCCUUCUAAAUUCACAGAGAAGAACAGACAAACACUGAAGUUCAUCCUGAGUUUGUUUGGUCAAGAUGCCUUUGAGUACUUAAUGAUCAUUGUGACACAUCAGUGGAAAGAAAUGACAGUCCCUGUUAAUGAACUCCUUAAAGACUGUGGAGGAAGACACUACAGAAUGUCUGAAGAAAACCGUGGAUCAUUAAUGGAGAAGAUUGAAGAAACAGCAAAUAAAAACAACAAAACCCCACCACCUGUGUCUGGACACAUCAAACCAGCUUUGAACCUUGUUCUCUGUGGGAGGAGAGGAGCAGGGAAGACUUCAGCAGCCAAGGUCAUUUUAGGUCAGACAGAGUUUCCUUCAGUGUCCAACUCAUCAGAGUGUGUUAAACAUCAGGGAGAGGUGUGUGGACGUUGGGUUUCCCUGGUGGAGCUGCCAGCCUUGUAUGGAGAACCUCAGGAGGCAGUGAUGGAGGAAUCCUUCAGGUCUAUCUCCCUCUGUGAUCCUGAGGGAGUUCAUGCCUUCAUCCUGGUCCUACCUGUGGGUCCCCUCACUGAUGAAGACCAGGGAGAGUUAGAGGCCAUCCAGAACACAUUCAGCUCUGCAGUCAAUGACUUCACUAUGAUCCUGUUCACAAUGGAGUCAGAUCCUACAGCUCCAGCUGUUGUUAACUUUCUAAAGGGCAACAAGGACAUCCAGGAGCUCUCUGAGAGCUGUAGAGGAAGAUAUGUUCUCAAUAUCAACGACAAGCAGCAGAUCCCAGAGCUGUUGGAUGGUGUGGAAAAGAUGAGAGUCGCUGAGUCCAGAUUCUUCACAAAGGACAUGUUCACCAAGGCUCAGAUGACGAAGGUUGUAGAGCAGGAGAGCGCUAUUGCGAGACUUAAAGCUGAACUGCAGGAAGUUAAAAAGAAGAGUGAGGUGGAAGGUGAUGAUGAACAUCAGAGCAGAGAGUGUCUCAGGAUGGUGCUGAUUGGGAAGACUGGCAAUGGGAAGAGUGCAACUGGAAACACCAUUCUGGGCAAAAAACAUUUUACAUCUAAAGCGAGCUUAAACUCUGUCACAAAGUUUUGCGAGAAAGCAAGAGGAGAGAUUGAUGGACAGCCUGUUGCUGUGGUCGACACUCCCGGCUUGUUUGACACGACUCUGUCCAAUGAUGACAUUCAACUGGAGCUUCUGAAAUGCAUCAGCAUGUUGUCUCCUGGACCUCAUGUCUUCUUACUGGUGCUGCAGAUUGGUCGCUUUACACAGGAGGAAAAGGACUCUGUGGAACUGAUCAAGAAAUAUUUUGGUAAGAAGUCAGGAGACUUCAUCAUCAUUAUAUUCACCAGAGGAGAUGAUCUCAGUCAGUCAAUUGAGAGUUAUAUAGAAGACUCAGAUGACUUUUUGAAAAAACUGGUACGUGACUGUGGAGGAAAAUACCAGGUCUUCAAUAAUAUGGUUAAGAAUGAUAACACACAAGUCAGAGAGCUGCUGAAGAAGUCCAACAAAAUGAUGAAACAAAAUGGCAGCAACUGCUACACCUUAGAGAUGUUCCAGGAGGCCGAGGAAGCCAUACAGAAGGAAGUGAAGAGGAUCCUGAAGGAGAAAGAAGAAGAAAUGCAGAGACAGAGGGAGGAGCUUCAAAGAAAACAUGAGGAGGAAAUGGAAGCAGUGAAGAGAAGAAUGGAACAAGAGAAAGCAGAUAUUGAACAUGAGAGAGCCAAACAACUUGAAGAAAUGGAGGAAAACAUCAAGAAGGAGCGCAAGGAGAGAAAGAAAGAACAGGAAAUGAGAGAAGAAGAAGACAGGAAGAAGAGAACGCAGGAAGAACUUCAACGACAGGAGUGGGAGCAAACACUUGGAGCUCUUAAGUCAGAAUCAGAAGAAAAGUUGGAGCAGAGUAAAGAAGAGAUGAGAAGGAAACGAGAGGACUGGGAAAAGGAAAGAGACGAAUGGUGGGACAAACGAAAUCAAGAAAAUGAACAGAAACGACAUGAGGAGCAAACAAGACUUAAAAAACUCCAAGAAGAAUAUGAGGAGGAAAUGGAAGCAGUGAAGAGAAGAAUGGAACAAGAGAAAGCAGAUAUUGAACAUGAGAGAGCCAAACAACUUGAAGAAAUGAAGGAAAACAUCAACAAGGCGCGAGGAGAGAAAGAAAGAACAGGAAAUGAGAGAAGAAGAAGACAGGAAGAAGAGAAGACAGGAAGAACUUCAACAACAGGAGUGGGAGCAAAAACUUGGAGCUCUUAAGUCAGAAUCAGAAGAAAAGUUGGAGCAGAGUAAAGAAGAGAUGAGAAGGAAACGAGAGGACUGGGAAAAGGAAAGAGACGAAUGGUGGGACAAACGAAAUCAAGAAAAUGAACAGAAACGACAUGAGGAGCAAACAAGACUUAA
Molecule: messenger RNA, 3493 nt
Organism: Perca fluviatilis (European perch)
Lineage: Eukaryota; Metazoa; Chordata; Actinopteri; Perciformes; Percidae
Product: GTPase IMAP family member 8-like
Exons: 8
Coding region: 104-3349 (1081 amino acids)
Molecular function (GO): GTP binding
Source: RefSeq, a predicted model, not a curated record